AUGUCGCGCGCGGACGACGCCGCCGCGCCGUCGACGAUCGCAUCGAAACCAUCCUUUGACGUCGACUCCGAGAGCGCGUUCGCGCGGACGCUGAGAGAGCACCGAGACGACCUGCUGGUUGUGAAUUACACCGCGAGCUGGUGUAAGCACUGUGAAAAGCUUCGACCGACGCUGGAUGCGUUACGCGCGAGGGGUGAUCGAGGGGUGGUGUACGUGGACGCGGACGUGGACGCGCUCCCGUUCACGGCUCAACACGUGCGGUGGACGCCCACGGUGGCGUUUUAUAGGAAGGGAAGGUUGGUGGACGACGUCCCGAGAGCGCGGCCGCAACAGGUGAGCGAUCGCGUGUGGCUGCACUCGACGAUCGAUCCGGACGAGCGCGGGGGGUGGGGGGUGAUGCGAUGA
Ostreococcus tauri is the source of this 405-nucleotide messenger RNA. Its product is annotated as Thioredoxin-like fold. The coding region runs from base 1 to 405 and encodes 134 amino acids. Lineage: Eukaryota; Viridiplantae; Chlorophyta; Mamiellophyceae; Mamiellales; Bathycoccaceae. The record is from RefSeq and is a predicted model, not a curated record. The transcript has a single exon.